This is a messenger RNA of Oryza brachyantha (malo sina), 1634 nucleotides long. Its product is annotated as RGG repeats nuclear RNA binding protein A-like. The transcript is spliced from 6 exons. Gene Ontology annotation, cellular component: nucleus; cytoplasm. Lineage: Eukaryota; Viridiplantae; Streptophyta; Magnoliopsida; Poales; Poaceae. The record is from RefSeq and is a predicted model, not a curated record. The coding region runs from base 213 to 1352 and encodes 379 amino acids. Gene Ontology annotation, molecular function: RNA binding.
GCACUGCACCAGCAGCAGCCAAGACCCAAGCUUUGCUCGUUGGCGGCGGCGGCUAGGGUUUUUGCCACCCCCUUUCGCCAAACCCUAAUCCUCCUUCUUCCAUUCACCUCAUGGCGAUUUCGUUGCGGACAGUGGCUUGAUAGUUCUGUGGUUUUGUUCGGGAUUGAGUGAUUGAGAGCUAGUGGUGUGGCCUGCGGUGUGCGCUCAGAGAAAUGGGGUCCAGGAACCAGUUCGAUCUCCUCGUCGACGUCGACAACGAUGACCCCUCCCACCUCAUCGCCGCCGCCGAGAAGAAGGCGGCCGCGUCGCCCAAGCCGGCCGCGCCGGCGACCGCUCCGGCCAAGCUGCCCACCAAGCCCGCGCCGCCCGCACAAGCCGUAAGGGAGGCAAGGAACUACGGUGCUCCGCACGAUGGGGCUGGCCGUGGUGGCCCUGGGCGUGGAAGAGGUGGCCGCGGAGGCAGGGCCGGUCCAAGGAGGGAUUUUGGUGAGGGUGAUGCCAACGGCUUUGAGGGUGGCUAUGGCGGUGGCGGGUUUGGUGAUGGUGGAGUGGCUCGCGGCCAAGACAGUGAGGGGAAACAGGCAGAGAGGGGCCGUGGGCCACGCCAGCCCUACCGUGGAGGUGGCCGACGGGGUGGCUAUACUGAUGGGCAGAAUGGAGACGACUAUGGACGCCCACGGAGGGCGUAUGAGCGCCACAGCGGCACUGGCCGUGGCUAUGGAAUGAAGCGUGAGGGGGCUGGCCGCGGCAAUUGGGGAACUGUCACCGAUGAAGGCCUUGCACAGGAAACUGUGGAGGUUGUUAAUACCGAGGAGACUGCUGCAACUGCAGAGGAGGAGAAGAAGCCUGAAGAUGCACCGCAAUCUGAGGUUGACAAGGACAAGGAGGGUUUAGAGAAUGAAGAAGAAGAAGAAAAGGAACCUGAAGAUACGGAAAUGACUUUGGAGGAAUAUGAGAAAGUGCUGGAGGAGAAGCGGAAAGCUUUGCUUGCACUGAAGGCUGAGGAGAGAAAAGUUGAAGUCGAUAAGGAAUUGCAGUCCAUGCAACAGCUCUCGGUUAAAAAGGAUAACGAGGAAGUGUUUAUCAAGCUGGGCUCUGACAAGGACUUGAAAAAGAAAGAAAUUGCUGAACGGGAUGAACGCGCCAAGAAGUCCCUGAGCAUCAAUGAAUUCUUGAAGCCGGCUGAAGGUGAGAGGUACUACAACCCCAGUGGUCGUGGUCGUGGCCGUGGCAGGGGUCGUGGUGAGCAUCGGGGGUUCUAUGGCGGUUUCAAUGGCAACGGUGGUCGCAGACAUGCUUCCGCUCCGGCGAUCGAAGACCAAGCCCAGUUCCCUUCGCUAGGCGGGAAAUGAAACGGCUCGGCACGCUCGGUUGUCUCGUUGGUUCACCUGAAACUUUGUCGUCGUUGAGUUGAGUACUGCGUUGUUGUGCCCUCCCUCCCUGAUAGGAGUGUGUGUUCGCGUCGUGUAUCCCCGUGCAUACCCGAGGUGCACCCAUCACCAUUUGUUGUGUUGUCAGACAUAGUAGCUGAUGUGCUGCAUCCAUUAUUUUGCUUCCAUUUUCCGACAGGAGUGGACAUUGUAAUGCCAAUGUUUCUGAUUAGUUGUGUGCGCGUGGUUCAGAGGUUUUGCUCA